AUGGCUGAUCCUCAGAAGCAGGAAGAAGCUAAACAAUCGUUCCUUCAAUCGGCGAAGAAAUGGGGAGAGAAUCCUGUCCCCCCUGCUUUACUUGCUACUCUCGUCUUUGCUCAGCAUGCUCGACCUUUCCAGCCACUCCCUAUGCUGUUUCCGCCGAUGCUCCUCUUUUCUACGUAUCUCAAUCUUCAGGGAUUUAAGAUCGACAGCGCCGGCACAACUGCUGCGUUGAGCGGCUCAUACUUGGUGCUGGCAAGCCGAAGACGUGUAGGCCUCUUCAACAAGUUUGGUACUCGGGGUAUCAUUCGAGGAGUCACGAUGGGUUUAUGCCUGGCCAAUCUUGUUGGAGGUGGUCUUGCUUAUGGCUUUGGGAGUCGGUCGAAGGAGGAUGACAAGAAACGAAGUCUAUAA
This is a messenger RNA of Exophiala spinifera, 408 nucleotides long. RefSeq lists its product as uncharacterized. The transcript has 2 exons. NCBI's taxonomy places the organism in Eukaryota, Fungi, Ascomycota, Eurotiomycetes, Chaetothyriales, Herpotrichiellaceae. The coding region runs from base 1 to 408 and encodes 135 amino acids. The record is from RefSeq and is a predicted model, not a curated record.